AUGUCUAACAUCCAUUCUCUCUCUACUCCACAGCACCGCAUAGCCAGCUCCUCUCCUGAGAACGAGCCCCAUCCCCUAUCCUCCUUCCUGGCCAGAACCUGUGGCCAAGCCCAUCUGGGAGGCAGUGGAGUGGGGCAGGAGCGGCAACACAAUCCUUAUGAGGGGACCAUGAGCUCCAUGACUGGGAUGCUCCAGCUGUGGGGCGGGGAUGUGGUCCAGAGCUCUAGUCUUGGGGUCCAACAGGUGGCAACUCUGACAGUGCCAAAAUUAUCUUUUCCUGGCCACAUCCAGAGUGGACUGGGCCCUCACCCCCACCACCACCACCACCUCCAUGAGCUGCCUCUCACCCCUCCGGCUGAGCCCUCCUCCACCCCGACUGCCUACGCCUUUGAUCUCUCUCCAGGAAAGAUGCUCGCUCCUCAGGUCCAGGGUAGCUCUCAUACCCCAUACUUCAACCACCAGAACAAUAGUAUUGGGCAGAACUUUCCUAACUUCCUCCAAGUUUCCACAACAAGACACCCCUACCACCCUGGUGGGUAUACAGAGGAAGGUCAGCAGUGGUGGAGCCUGCCGCAGACCACCAGCAGCCCCCAUGGCCAUCACCAACCUCACAGCCACCCCCACCAUCACCACCCUCACCCCUUUGCCCUGGGCAGACAGCUGGUGUUGGGGCACCAGCCUCAGAUCGCGGCCCUCCUCCAGGGCUCAUCCAAGGGCUUGCUGGGCUCCACACGCCGCUGCAGGCGCUGCAAGUGCCCCAACUGCCAGUCCACUUCUGGAGGCACAGGGGCUCCAGCAAACCCAGAAGAACCAGGCCGGAGGAGGCUCCACAUCUGCCACCUGCCCGAGUGUGGCAAGGUGUAUAAGAAGACGUCCCACCUGAAGGCCCACCUGCGCUGGCAUGCUGGGGAGCGGCCCUUCCUCUGCAGCUGGCUCUUCUGCGGGAAGAACUUCACACGCUCGGACGAGCUACAGAGGCAUCUGCGCACACACACGGGGGAGAAGCGCUUCAGUUGUCAGGCAUGUGGGAAGAGGUUCAUGCGGAGCGACCACCUAGCAAAACACGAGAAGACCCACCAGGGUAAGAGGGGACAGCCAGAAUCAAGGGACAGCCAGGGCCCCCAGCAGGAGGCUCCACAGCGACCGGGUGGCAGCAGAGGACCAGAUAGGAACAUCAAGAAGGAGUAG
Salvelinus namaycush (lake trout) is the source of this 1188-nucleotide messenger RNA. Its product is annotated as transcription factor Sp5-like. Gene Ontology annotation, biological process: regulation of transcription by RNA polymerase II. Lineage: Eukaryota; Metazoa; Chordata; Actinopteri; Salmoniformes; Salmonidae. Gene Ontology annotation, molecular function: RNA polymerase II cis-regulatory region sequence-specific DNA binding; DNA-binding transcription factor activity, RNA polymerase II-specific. The coding region runs from base 1 to 1188 and encodes 395 amino acids. The record is from RefSeq and is a predicted model, not a curated record. The transcript has a single exon.